AUGCUCACAAAUGGGUCUGAGCUGAACAGCACCGCGCCGGACCCGGACGACGAUACCGCCGCCGUUCUCCAGCGCCCGCCGUGGGUCACCACAACUUUGGGCUGCUUUCUCAUCUUCACCAUCGUGGUGGACAUUCUGGGCAACCUGCUGGUUAUCUUCUCCGUGUACCGCAACAAGAAGCUUCGGAACGCAGGCAACAUCUUCGUGGUGAGCCUGGCAGUCGCCGACCUGGUGGUGGCCAUCUACCCGUACCCCUUGGUGCUGGCGUCCAUCUUCCACAACGGCUGGAACCUGGGCUAUGCCCACUGCCAAAUCAGCGGCUUCCUGACAGGCGUCAGCGUCAUCGGCUCCAUCUUCAACAUCACCGGCAUCGCCCUCAACCGCUACUGCUACAUCUGCCACAGCCUCAAGUACGACAAGCUCUACAGCGACAAGAACUCCCUGUGCUACGUUCUCCUGAUCUGGGCUCUGACCGUGGUGGCCAUCGUGCCCAACCUCUUCGUGGGCUCCUUGCGCUACGACCCCCGGGUCUACUCCUGCACCUUCGAGCAGUCGGCCAGCUCGGCCUACACCAUCGCCGUGGUCUUCUUCCACUUCAUCUUGCCCAUCAUGAUCGUCACCUACUGCUACCUGCGCAUCUGGAUCCUGGUCAUCCAGGUGCGCCGGCGGGUCAAGCCCGACAACCGGCCCAAGCUGACGCCCCACGACGUGCGCAACUUCGUCACCAUGUUCGUGGUCUUCGUGCUCUUCGCCGUCUGCUGGGCGCCCCUCAACCUCAUCGGCUUGGCGGUGGCCAUCCGGCCGGAAGUGGCGCUGCCGCUGGUGCCUGAGUGGCUGUUCGUGGCCAGCUACUUCAUGGCCUACUUCAACAGCUGCCUUAACGCCAUCGUCUACGGCGUGCUCAACCAGAACUUCCGACGCGAGUACAAGCGCAUUGUGGUGUCGCUCUGCACCGCCAGACUAUUCUUCCAGGACAGCUCCAACGACCAGGGUGGCCCUGGCGGCGAGAGGCUCAAGAGCAAGCCCUCGCCGCUCACCACGAAUAAUAACCGCGUCAAAGUGGACUCGGUCUGA
Messenger RNA from Nerophis lumbriciformis (worm pipefish), 1074 nucleotides. Lineage: Eukaryota; Metazoa; Chordata; Actinopteri; Syngnathiformes; Syngnathidae. The record is from RefSeq and is a predicted model, not a curated record.